Messenger RNA from Amoebophrya sp. A120, 1299 nucleotides. NCBI's taxonomy places the organism in Eukaryota, Dinophyceae, Syndiniales, Amoebophryaceae. The record is from the annotation of a GenBank genome assembly.
GGAAAGCGUAACUUUGAGCGAAGACAAGAAGCAAGAGUAUCCCCACCUGUGCAAUGUACCGCCAGACGAGCUGAUGUGGGCUUUGGACUUGGAAACCAAGAAGGAAACGCGUGAGAACCUGCAAAAGCAGAAAGAAGAUGUCGGAGGAAAACUGAAAGAUCUGAAGAAGGACCGCGAAGACACCGAGAACGACAGUCAGAAGAAAACCGAAUAUGAAAAACGAACGCUUGGACUGCUUGAGUGGGCCCGUCGGAACAACCACGAGCUGUCCCUGGGGGAAAUCGCGUCGCCUGACAAGGGGUUCAAGAGACUUGUGGGUCCCAGUGAACUACGAAGACGAAAAAUGCAGAUGUGCUUUUUCCUACACCCAAAUGCCCAAUCUUGUGAUGUCUUGUCAUGUAUCAAGAGAACGAAAGUAGUCUAAGCACAGCUGAGUGGCGCAUCGGAAGCAGUUCCGUUCAUCAAAACGAAGAGGAAGCUAGUGGCUUUUCAUUCAAAGCAAGGUGCUGACAGCACCGCCUGCAAACCGCGAUGCGAUAUAUUCUUUCAUUGAUAUCCUUUGCUUCAAGCCUUUUUUGUUACAAGAGACCGAACGAGAACCAGCUAUCCUCUGUCUUCUCAGAACAUGCGCUUUCCUGGAAAGUUGUGUCCCGGCCAAACUUGAUUGAGUGCCAUUUACAGGAGAAAACUUUCAUGUUUAUAACGCGACAGAAUGCACUCUAACAUGGUGAAUAAUGCUCCGUCUCAUACUCGUCAAUGCGGAAAGUGUUGAUGCCGAUCAUGCUAAUCUGUAACCACAAAUACACUGAGUCAGGCAAAAGCUGAGUAAAGUCAGCUGUGAUUUGCGAGAAAUGCCGGCCUUGUGUCUACGCGUUUCAGCUUACUGCAGAUACCUCUGUAGUUGAUACGCGUAACAGGUGAAGAAGGUGCUACACGUCGACCGACAGACUCACUAAACAGGACCGGCGAAAAAAGGCCUGCGACCCCGUGCCGCAAGACUUCAGAAAUGAUUUUUGUACACGCGAUCGCAGCACGUCGCAUUCCCGUUGAAGUAUGAGGAGGGGGGAGGUUUCAUUGGGAUACAUGGGGACCACGAACUGCGACUGCACGAGGAAUGGGGGCUGAUUGGCGUAUUUCAGCUUGACACCAAGCCCCCGAUAAACUGGUGGGACUUUGCUGGUAUGACGACGAUCGCGGUCUCCCAAAUAGUGGGCGGCACCGUUUUGGCCAUUUUCGGGGGCUGCAACCUGGCCACGAGUCUGAUAUGCGAAGGCAUCGCUGAUAUGAUCACAGCCGUCA